AUGGCGGCAGCAAACAACCAAACGGCUUUUGAACUCGCCAUUGAAGCAUCCAGCAAAGGAAUCUCUGAAGUUCGUUCCGUUCUGUUGCAGAAUGGUCAAGCACAGCGAGGCAACAACAGCAAAUCAGCAGGUGCGCAGCGGAUCCAGGCUCUCUUGGCUCUGCAGAAGCAGGCGAAUGACGCUUUCAACGAAGUCAUUCAAGAGGAGUACGACAACCUCAAGCUUGCCCCAGAGGAAUCCUGCUUGAAGCAUGGUGAUAUUUGGAUCAACGGCAUUCUCCCCUUUGUUGGCAUGGGCCACUAUGCCUUUGUGGCACCUGUCUGCCACAAGAUGAAAGAUCUCUACACAACUUAUUGUGAAACUGAGAAGAAUCCUCCAUCUGAGAAGUCCUGGCCUAGCAAUCCAUCAGCACCCCUUACUGCAACAAUGGACACUGCAAUUUUCUCCAGUGUCGCUCGUGCACAGCAUUGGUUCACCCACCAUUAUGCUGGAGGUGGAAGGUUUGAGAGCUCUUCGAUUUGUGCUGCAGCCGCCAAAGUAGGAAAUGUUGCUGUUCUCCAUUGGGCCCGAUUGGGAUACAUCUGUGUGCAGAGCUGCUGCACAUGA
This is a messenger RNA of Seminavis robusta, 606 nucleotides long. The record is from the annotation of a GenBank genome assembly. NCBI's taxonomy places the organism in Eukaryota, Bacillariophyta, Bacillariophyceae, Naviculales, Naviculaceae.